Messenger RNA from Austrofundulus limnaeus, 1056 nucleotides. It is a transcript of the gene eif3g, whose product is annotated as eukaryotic translation initiation factor 3, subunit G. Gene Ontology annotation, molecular function: RNA binding; translation initiation factor activity. The transcript has 10 exons. The coding region runs from base 85 to 975 and encodes 296 amino acids. NCBI's taxonomy places the organism in Eukaryota, Metazoa, Chordata, Actinopteri, Cyprinodontiformes, Rivulidae. Gene Ontology annotation, cellular component: cytoplasm; eukaryotic translation initiation factor 3 complex. The record is from RefSeq and is a predicted model, not a curated record.
UUGCGACGUUUCAGUCCCGGAAGUGUGCCGCUUGUUUCGCGCUACCGGGUCCACCUCUUUAAGCUAGCUAGGCUAACCGAGAGGAUGCCGUCGAUUGAGUACGACGACUCCAAGCCCAGCUGGGCAGACCAAGUGGAGGAGGAAGUGGAUGAAGGCACAUUACCACCUCCUAAAGAGACCGUUAAAGGAAAUAUCAAAACACUCACUGAAUAUAAAAUAGAUGAGGAUGGCAAAAAGUUCAAGAUUGUCCGGACUUUCAAGAUUGAGACGAGGAAAGCCUCAAAAGCUGUUGCUAGGAGAAAGAACUGGAAGAAGUUUGGAAACUCAGAGUUUGACCCUCCAGGUCCUAACGUUGCGACCACUACAGUCAGUGAUGAUGUCUUCAUGACUUUCAUCUCCAGCAAAGAGGACCUGAAUGCUCAAGAUCAGGAUGAGGAUCCCAUGAAUAAACUUAAAGGACAGAAGAUUGUGUCCUGUCGUAUUUGCAAAGGCGACCAUUGGACAACCCGCUGUCCGUACAAGGACACGCUGGGCCCCAUGCAGAAGGAGCUGGCUGAGCAGCUUGGUCUUUCCACCGGGGACAAGGACAAGCCUGCUGGUUCUGCUGAACCAGAGCCUGUACAGCCUGCACAAAGCAAGACUGGGAAGUAUGUACCUCCAAGCCUGAGAGAUGGAGGCACACGAAGAGGAGAGUCCAUGCAGCCUAACCGCAGAGCUGAUGACAAUGCUACCAUCCGAGUGACCAACCUGUCUGAGGACACCCGUGAGACAGACUUGCAGGAGCUUUUCAGACCUUUUGGGUCCAUCUCAAGGAUCUAUCUGGCGAAGGACAAGAACACAGGACAGUCCAAGGGSUUUGCCUUCAUCAGUUUCCACCGUCGGGAGGAUGCAGCCAGAGCCAUUGCAGGAGUGUCAGGAUUUGGAUAUGAUCAUCUUAUUCUCAAUGUUGAAUGGGCCAAGCCAUCAAACAACUGAGGAAUCUCAUCAAAAACCUUUCAGAAAAAUGCCAGAUUUUAUGAUAAAAUGUGGUUACUUAAAUAAAGAUAAUGAAUUCAC